Molecule: messenger RNA, 734 nt
Organism: Owenia fusiformis
Lineage: Eukaryota; Metazoa; Annelida; Polychaeta; Sabellida; Oweniidae
Source: the annotation of a GenBank genome assembly
CACAUAUAAGUAAUCAACAACAAUAAAAACCAAACAUUUGAACGAUGAAGUCUCUUGUUUUUAUCGUGCUCGUUGCCGUCGCGCAUGGUUACGUGGUGGAGCAGACAGCAACUUGUAAAACAGCCUACUCUACUGCUGGUCUCUCGUCAAACUUCAAUGAAACCAUUGCCCAUGCCAUACAUUCUAUGACAGUGGAAGGGUUGAGGCUCUUCAAUCCUAAGGCUACUGAGAAGAACUGUAUUCCUACUGUCAACCAUAACAUCAGCGCCGAUAUCAAGGUUCUACCAUACGCUCCUUCUGACUGCAUUGGCGGGGACUUCUCAACAUGGACCAUGAACACAUUGGAUAAAAUACUUAGCAACAUUGGAAUUGAUGACGAUGGUCUCGGUCCAAACUGGUCAGCCAUUGAAAGGACAGCCCACAAGUUCCAUAUGUGGGACCUUUGGAUGAAAAUACUUCAAGUGUACCAGACGCGUGUAGUAUCUAACCCCCCAACCGACGAUGUGUGCGAAUGUCUCACAGACACCGAUAACAAUGGUAUCUACAAGGCCGUCCAUUGGGUCGCCGAUCACUACAAACAUGGUACCCCAAUCACGCUCCUCAACCGUCCGAUCCCAAAGCUGACGGAUGCCAAAACAUGGGGUAUCUGGAAGCAACGUUUGCUAUGGUACUACACCGAACCUGCCUUGUACGAUGCUGCUGUGUACAUUUAUUGUGCUACUCUUGCAUUUUAA